AUGGUUACUCCUACUGAAUCAGUGGAUGUCACCAGCUCUUCCAAUGCAGUCACUGCUAUUUCUCUGGAUAACAGCAGCCUUUAUUUUCUUCAUCCUUCUGACUCACCAGGCAUGAAUCUGAUAAAUUUUGUCUUUGAUGGACAUGGUUAUGGAGGGUGGAGAAGGUCUAUCUUAAUAGCUUUAUCAGCUAAGCACAAACUAGGGUUCAUAGAUGGUUCUUAUGCUCCUCCUACUAGUGAUUCUCCUAACUUCCACCUUUGGACCAGAUACAAUGAUAUGGUCACUUCUUGGUUGCUGAAUUCCCUCUCUAAAGAGAUUGUUGGGAGUGUGAUUUACUCCAAAUCAGCACGACACCUCUGGAAUGACCUUGCUGACAGGUUUGGCCAAGCUAAUGGAGCUCAGCUCUUUCAUCUUCAAAAGGGUUUGGCAGACUCAGUCCAAGGUAAUUCUGAUAUAGCUGGGUAUUUCACAAAGAUUAAGAAGAUUUGGGAUGAGCUUGAUGCAACCUCCACAUAG
Messenger RNA from Solanum tuberosum (potato), 516 nucleotides. RefSeq lists its product as uncharacterized. Lineage: Eukaryota; Viridiplantae; Streptophyta; Magnoliopsida; Solanales; Solanaceae. The coding region runs from base 1 to 516 and encodes 171 amino acids. The record is from RefSeq and is a predicted model, not a curated record. The transcript has a single exon.